GUGUUGUAUUUUUUGUCUGUAAAAAAUGUGAACCGUAUUUUACAACUGCCGUACUUGAUAUCUCGUCAACUGAAUGAAUUUUACCGUAUGGAUUUUAAAGUUGAGCGAGUGUCUAAAGUGAAGGCACCUUCGAAUCUUCUCAGUUUCUCCAAUAAUACAGAACAGAGAAAUAACAAUGACAAGGGUAGUCAACCACAAGUAAAACAAACUAGUCAAAAACCAAAAGUACCUGAUAAGCCUCGUGCAGAUUCAAAGCCUGACAAAGGUGAGACAGGAUCCGACCAGAACCAGAAUAAACCAUCUGUAUAUGCUUAUGCUGGGGUCGAAUUCAGACCUUUACAGGUUACCGUGGAAGGGGCAUUUAGUACCGCGAUAAUUGAAGGUCGAAAACCUAAUUCAUCUAAGCCAGUAGAUAAUCAAAAGAGAGAGUUGUUAGCAUACGAAGAAGUUACUAUUCCCAGUGGCGAUUUUGAUAGGAUUAAUACGGAAAAUAUCUUGGUUAAAUCUCAGGACAGUAGUGGAACUAAUAGCGCAUUGUCAGCUUUCACUGCAGACAUGCAAAAUUCAUCUUCGGAAGUAUCGUCAGAUGCAUAUGCUGAAGUAGAUACAAGUGCGUUUAAAACGCGCAAGAAACCUCCUCCUAUGCCAAAGCCAUAUGCAAAGGCGAAGGACAGUGUUGAUGGCACAGAUAGAGGGAAAAGGAAACCUCCGCCGAUACCAAGACCUUAUGGUGCGCGUAAAGACGAUCAUGAUGAACCUAGUCAACCAUCAGAUGAGGCGGCCGUUCCACAGCCUGUGGAUGCAGUAUAUGCCGUUGUAAACAAACUUCCCAAAUCACCGAAUCUCAUCGAUUUGAGUGAACCAGACAAAGAAAAGGAUGAAGUACCCCCUCCUUUGCCAAGUCGUCCUAACUUCGAAGCUGAAGAAUUACGGAAAUCUCAGGAAGAUCUCCUAAAGGACGAUUACCAGCAGGAAAAAUCCCAAGGUAAAGGAUCAAGCAUUAUGAAAACAAUUAAAAAACACAUUCGGCAAAAGUCUGAUGGAGGUCCGGCAAAAAAAUACGCUGACGAAUCAAAAGAUGCCCAGGUUAAAAAGAGUGCUUCAACUGAGGCUUUGGAUGAGGAACCAAGUACUCCAAUACGAGCGUAUUUGGUGACUGAUAUAGUUGGUCAGCCAUCAACAAAAAUGUUUGGAGAACCAGAAAUGUACGAUUCUGUAACGACAGAUUCCAGGGAAGAGGAAAACGUAUCAAAAGGUUCGACAGGUUUACCUGAUGGAUGGCAGGAAGUGAAGGAUUUACAUGGAACUUAUUAUUGGCAUGUAGCAACUGGCAACAUUCAACGGGAAAAACCAAAAAUUUUAGAAACAGUCACGUCCACGGAUGGUCCAGUCCAACGUCCCGAGGUAGAAAAGCCAAGACCAGAAUUGAAAACAGUGAUCAGUUUCCCUGUUCACUCAAUGGGUUGGCUUGAACUGGAAGAGAGUCAAGUAGCCCCACACAACAUGAGUGAUACGAUUGCCGAGUGUAUCAGUAAUCUUGCAAGGGACAGGAAAGAUCUUUGGAAAACAACAGAAACCUGGGGUGGUGGUAAAGAUUUACGUUUGCUUCUGGAGGGGGACAAUUUGAAACUUGUUGAUUGCCAAACUAAAGCGAUUCUCCUGGUACAACCUAUUUCGAAAAUGCGAGUUUGGGGGGCUGGACGAGAUGAACAAAAGGACUUUGCGUAUGUGGCAAGAGAUCAAACUACUGGCAAACAUAAAUGUCACGUAUUCCGCUGCCAUGGAAACAUUUCUGGACGAGCAAUUCAUAAUAAGCUGCAUGAGAUGUGCAGCAAAAUAUUGGCGGAGAAAAGAAGAGCUCGUGAGAAUCAGCAAAACGGUUCAACCAAACAGUGGUCUGAUAUAUUGAAUACUCCACCAAAACCGUCUCAAAAAGAUCAAGCCGGAUUUAACGUGAAGCCAGUAACAGAAUCAAAGAAAAGUUUCUCAGGGAAAUUUAUCGGAAAGGUGGAAGUACCAAGGCCAACAGGCAUAGAUGUUGUACACAAGGCCAUUGAUGUUGCAAUAACUUCAACUAAUCCUCACACGUGGCGCACAUGUCUGAUUGAAAUUACUGUCUCGAGUGUUCGCUCUACUGACUGCUUGUCUCAAGAAGUAAUCGCCGAAAAUAGAAUAAAAUUUGUUUCAUUUAUUGGAGUAGCUAAGGACGUAAGGUUCUGUGGCUAUAUAAGCAGUGGUGAUCCAAGUUCACCAUUCUUAUGUCAUGUGUUUCAAUGUACACCAAAUGCCGCUAGUUUCACAAAAGCACUGGAAGAGGCUUGUAGGCUUCGUUUACAAUCGUGCUUAGACACGAAUCCAGAACUAGCAGAAAAGUUCAUCCCCACAGAAGCAGGGAAAAAUACAGAUAAAGACAUGAAUAGGUCUGGUGCAGGAAUAAAGGGAUUUCUUGGAAAGCUGGCUAAUCAAGCCAAGCUUGGAGUACCCAAGAGAAGUAGCCCGGAGCCAUUGCUAGAUAACGCAACAGCACAGCAACCAUCAUCUACUGAAUAUUUGAUCAAAUAUUAUGGACAUAAGCCGGUUUCUGUUGGUACAGGACAACCCGCUAUAAGAGAAGCUGUUGGGGUUGCUCAAGAAAGUAUGCUUCAAAUAUGUACAAUAAGCAUUUCUCCCGAUUUCAUCACUUUGGAUGAUUCAACAAAAAGUGGGAAAUUAUGUAAAUAUAUUCCACUUGAAAAAAUAUCUUACUGUGGAAUCGCUAGUGAUUGGGUCCAUUUUGGUUUAGUUGAAAGUCAAGGAGGAGGAAAGUUUAUAUGCCACGUAUUUGCUGAAUACAAGAUUCCAGUGAACAAAGUUGUGGAAACGAUUAACAAGGUUUUAUAGAUUGGCUGCAUUUUCUUAUCAGCACGAAGAAGACAUGUGUUCAUUGAGUCUUGCAUGGGAGUUUGUACGUCACGGACCUUCCUUCCAAGACGACAAAAUAUAUUGAUAAACAGGAUAUAUGUGUCUCUGUUGUGUAAUCUAUUGUACAUUGAUUAAAAACAUUUGAACGUAUUAGCAAAUUUCAUUAGGCAUUCCAAGGCGUUUCUGGAUAAGAAACUAAAAUACAAGUAGUUUUAUUAUCUUCAUUUACUAUAAACUAUAAUUAUAUCAUAGGAACUAGGUAGUUAGUAAUUUCUGCUAUCUUGAUUGAUUUUUGAAAAUAAACAUGUGCAGAAAUCAUAUUUUUAUCGUUCAGUGUUAUAUCCGAAAAAGGCACUUUCACAGCGUCAGUAAUACGAUUGAUAUGAUAAAACGUUUACAUGAUAUACAAAAGGAAAGGUAAAUCAACUCAAUUUGCUCUCAGCUUCUUCAGAAAAGUAAACUUUAUUGAAGAAUCAACCAAGAUGCAUGGCGAUUAAGUACGUCGAACGAAAAUUAGUUAGCAAAUAAACAAUCAACGAAAAUGUUAAAAU
Dendronephthya gigantea is the source of this 3452-nucleotide messenger RNA. RefSeq lists its product as uncharacterized. NCBI's taxonomy places the organism in Eukaryota, Metazoa, Cnidaria, Anthozoa, Malacalcyonacea, Nephtheidae. Gene Ontology annotation, cellular component: nucleus; cytoplasm. Gene Ontology annotation, biological process: regulation of DNA-templated transcription. The record is from RefSeq and is a predicted model, not a curated record. The transcript has 20 exons. Gene Ontology annotation, molecular function: amyloid-beta binding; transcription factor binding. The coding region runs from base 88 to 2880 and encodes 930 amino acids.